UAACGUAAUUACGUCAUGAAACAAAACAGUUAAAAUGCUGGAAUGUUCUUUUAGGUAAAAAAAAACACAAUGAAUAUGAACGAAAUGUGUCAAAAACUAUAUUUUAAAUUACUGGAAACCGCGUUUUAAUACAGUACCGCUUUUCCAAGAUUAAUAUAUUCUGACAAUUAACAAUAAGAAGUAGAUAAAAAAUGUAUUUGAAAGGAUAAUGUACCAUAUGCGUAUAUUCAUUUAAAUGUACCUUUGUUGAAACACAUUUAUUUAAUCACUUGUUGUCGGCUACGAUUACAAAUAGAAAGUGUUUACUUGUUUUGAAUAAUAAACCGACGCUUAGUGAACUGAAACUAGUAACCCCCGAAAACCCCUUUUCUUUCUUUCUCAUGACUAGCUUUACUUGCUUUCUGUAUUAAUUACAUUUGUAUAUUUCUUUGACGUUCAAUCACAAAACAAGGAUGUUGUUGUGUCGUUCUGUGUGACAAUGCCACUUCUGUGUGAUCUUUCUUUUCAUAUGCAAGUAAAGUUCAGAAGCACCGCCACUUUUAUUUUUUACAACCACUUAAACAAUUAUUUGUUUAUGAUUUAAAUAGUUGUAUUUGUUAAACCCACUUGAAAAUAGCAAAUGUAAAUUGGUUGGAUGAAUUGAUACAUAAAGUAUGAAAUAUAUAUAUUGAAUUUUUAUCAUGUGGCCACGGAGUACCCUUUUUAGUAGUACGUAAUUCCAUGCAUUUAUUUUCUACAAUUUCAUCUUUUUUGUUUUUGUGUAAUUUUUUAAAAUUAUUAUUAUUUUUAUUUUAUUUUGUGUUAUGGAAAUAUAUCUUUAAAAUCAUAAUUGCAAAAGAUAAUAGUUCAUGCGCACAUUUAGGUGUAACAGCAUGCAAGCGGCAAACGGAACGAGUUUAGGUUAAUUCCAUGAUUUUAGUCAGGGAAGGGUUAUUUAUAGGUUUGGCAAUCAACAACAACCGGACUCAAAUACAUGCUAGAUGCACACAAAUGUGCCCCUAUACUAGCCUGUUCACGUUCUUCCUUCCUCUCAAGUUUUCACAACAGCCGGUGAUCCUCCUUCACCGGUACCUGCCUCACACCUCCACUUCCCUUCCUGAUGUUUGAGAUGUUUGCACGCAAACACAGCUGACCAAGCCUGCUUAUAAAUACCAUCAGAGUGCACAGGCAGGUAGUUAGAGAGUUGCACCCGAAGAGCAACCUACCAGAGUGAGAAAUGAUGUGUGCCGGCUUUACAGUUAUCUAUUUUUACCUCUUCUCCAGUUUCUGUGUACCUCUCGCAAGAGGCUUCCCCGUGAAAGAUCAAAAAACAGACUGGUUCAGUCGCUCAUCUCAAAACAUUGCAGAGGAGGAUGUUGAAUGCUUCACAGAAUACAUGGAGCUGUGGUUACAACAGAGGAGAACAGAAGGCCUGAGCGAAUGGAUUUCAAGAGCUCUAAGAAUUCCAGUGAACCUGGCUUCUCUGGACAGAUUAAACUCCCGUCUAGCUCCUUGUGGUUACUCCCUCCACAGGGAUCAAGACAGGAACUAUAUCUUCCGAGUCAAGUACAGUGGUUGCUUUGUACAACUCCAGAAAGGCAAUUAUGUCCUGGAUGUAAAAUUGAUAAAGAGACUGGGCGGAUUUGGAACUCGGAAUCAAAUCUUUGUCAUGAAAUGCCCAUUGGUUACAGUGCCCCCUGGUGGAGAGCAUAUUCACUGCAAGCCGGACUACAUUCAAGUAACCAGACCACUUCCUCAAGACAACUGGGACAAUAAGCUUCCCUGGUCUCUGUCUCUGAGGGGACAGCUGGUAGCAGCAGUUGAGGACGCCAGUUUAAUUCGGCUCACCGUGGAUACCAAGGGUCCGAAUAUCACAGUACAGGGCACCAGAGGAGGCAUUCUCAGCACGACCGAGGUAAUGGGGAAAACAAUCGACAUUCUGCCACUCUGGAUAGUGAGUGGGUAUUAUGCAUAUAGCAUGGAAGCCAGCUGUCCUCUGGUUUCCUCACUCCCGAGCAACGAGACAGUAUUCCACAUCUUAAAACGGAGAAUGGGAUUAAUUAAGAGAGGGGGGUAUGACAAUGAGAUCCUUACUGUAAAAAACAUUGCGGUAAAGCAGACCGCCAGCUACUCUGUGAUUGAAGACCACGACUUUGUCCAAGUUACCAUCCCCACAGCUGAGAUCCUUCAAGCAAAGAAAUGUGAAGAUCUGCUUGGGAACUUAUACGUGCAGCCAUUCUAUAAAGUGGACGUGAUUCUGACCUUCAAAGAAAUGCCCUACAAAGUCUACUGGAGCAUGGAAAACCAGUUCCCAUGCACUGCGCUUCAAAGCCUAUCCUUGACAUCAACAAAAUCGCCCGACCCUGCGUAUUCAACAGAAGACCUCUCCACUUCCCCAGACAUAUCUCCUCUGCUUAUUAAACAGUCUUUGGCACCAUCAACAGCCUCAGGGAUAUCAACUGGCAGUGAGUACACUUCAGAUGCUGGUCAAACCAGAGAGCCAUCACUGUCUGCCUCAUCAGUGGGCACACCAUCGCCACAGACAUCCAUGCCUGCUGACCACGGGUACAAAGAAAGCACUGCAAGCACUCCAUACGAGAGGACAGCUUUGAGGUUCCCAUCUGCGAUCACCCAGGAGCCUCUUGACCAAUCAGAUCAUGGGAAUAGUAAAGCCACUGAGCAUUUAAUAUCAAAAGAGGAGACACGAUCUGAGCCAACUGAGAAAGACACCAUUUUACCAACAGAACUAAAUAUAACAGUGCCUUCUGAACUCAGCCUUUCAUACCCUUUGUCUGCAGGAGCCGAUGCACAGAUGUCAAUGCCAGUUCUUGACUACAGACAACCUUUUACAGAGCUGACUCCUGCUGCACUCCCUACAAGCACACACAUUCCAGUUCAGUCUGAGGGUAGGGAACAUGUCAUGGUAGCUUCCAGCACAAAUCCUCUGGCAUUAAUAACUGAAGGGAUUGAGGCUACUGCUAAAGCAGCGACUCCUGUGAAGACAAGCACGGGGCAAGCAACGAAAGACGAGAGUGAUGUAACACAUGGGAACAGAUCGUUGGGGGUGCAUAGUGCAGGCCCGCCUGGAGCUGCUGAGGAAGCAUUCACUUCUGUAGUGGAAGGAGAUACAACUCGAGGAGAAACCAAAGGAACUGCACACACAACCAGGGGCCGCACUGGACAAUCUGACACUUCUGAGGCAGCUGCAGAGCUUCAGAGAUUCUCAAAGGGGACAGCAGCAAAACCUAUUGGAGGACUAAUGGGAACAUCGGGGACUUCUCACAAUGAACCAAGCAGUCCCAUUCUGUCCCUGGCAUCCGCUUCUUCUAGUGCAGUGGAAGUAAACAUGCUAUCUGCGACGUCUGCCACUGAAAAGGCUGGAGCACCUGCAAAGCAAUCAUCCACGAGCACAAGUGUAGAAGACAGCGCUGACAGCGAGCAGACCCACAGCACCGCAUCUCCAACGGGAUCCCCCUCAGGGCUGAUAUUAUCAGCAGGAACCAUAGCGGACAGUUUAGUAAAUAUGUCUGAAUUCAACACAUCUCCAAACAAGACGACUUCAGACUCAAUAAUGCCCACCGUGGAGAAAGCGUUUAUGGGUGUCAUUCCAAUCACGCAGGAGAAUGACACCAGUGUAGCAGAAAGCUUGCAUCCUGCGCAAAACAGUACAGCCAGUCCUGCCAGUUCCACAGAGGACGCCAUUACGAAAACAGCAGGAAAUUUAUAUGAACUUGCAAAUGCUGGGACGUCAUCAGCUCCAUUCCUUGCUAACACUUUCCAGCAAUCAAAAAAAGGGCUGCCAACAUCUGGCAUGGUGACACCUUCACCUGCCAUACCUGUGAAUCCAAUUGUUCGUGUCUCUCAAUUAACUGCUAAAACCUCACUGACAACACCAGCUUAUGAAACCAGUCACAGAUCCUGUUUUUCCCAGGUUACAACACAGCGGCCUCCUUUAGUAUCAAGUAUCUCUGUGUUUGCUGGUUCUCCCAGUAACAUAUUGUCAUCAGACUUGCCAGCUCAGGGAAAGAUAUCUUCCACAGUAACUACUGCAGGCCCCAAUCCUCUUUUCAAUGCAUCAGCAACAACAGGUGCAGCAGCAUUUACAGCAGCAAAUACAGAGGACACAUUGCCAGCAUUGUUGAGGGGGGCAGCUGACAAGUCAGAGCCUAUGACAAGUAGUGCUGCUGUAACUAAUAAAGAGAAUCAGGUUGAUACAAGCCACAGAGCAGCAACUGCAGGCAUGGGGACAGCUUUAUUAGAUCAAGAAAUAUCAGGAAUUACUCUUCAGUCCAAGCCUGUGCCAUCUGGCUCAAGUACAACAUUGAAAGGAGAAGCCACAAAAUCUGGCUCGGAAGAAGCACAGGUGUUAUUUUGAGCUGUGUCUGUCAUCGCUGGUACGGCUUUCCACUGGAGCGCAGCAGAUGUUCAAAGAAUGGAAAAUCUACAGGCGGAGCCCCAGACAGUGACCAGUUAAAGACCUUUUGCUGAACACGAAGGAUCAUCAUCUGAAAAUUAGGAGUCACCACAGUGAAGCCCAGCAUCAGUUUCGAAAUGUCCACUUUCUUUUGGGACAGGCAACAAACAAAUGAGGGCAUUAUUGUGUUUUUUAUUGGCUUAACCAGUUUCUAAUGGGACAUAACCCAGUGUUACCUGGUGGCCGAAUGUUGUCAUCGUCCCACGUCGAACCGAAACCACUUACCAAAAGCUGUGCCUAUCAUUGAAUUGAAUUCAAACACGGUUGUUUCUCCUGGACCAAACGGCACAGAAUAACUGUGUGUUUAUCAGCGAGACCUCAUACUACAGAGGUCUCUUUGGAAAUCAGUGGUGCCACACAAUUCAUGUCUCCUCAAGUGAAAUCCUAACGAGUCUAUCACUAGAUAAGAUCAACUGCAGUUAGGAGCACAUGAGGCUGUAGUGACACUGACUUGACAUUAUAAACUAGCAGGUUUUAUCCGUUGAUAGUUACUCUGACACUAGGUAAUAACACCACUGCCUGAAGUUUUACAGAUCAUGCAAAUGAGAGAAUCAAUACACUAGUCCUCUUUAAAAAAAAAUGUUAGACGUGUACACAAAAAACAACAACUGGCUUAUAUUUAUUGUAGUUUGAUUUGUUUAUUAUUAUUACUAUUACAUUCACUGCUAAUGGGAUUAUACAUUGUAUCAUACCUCAUUAAAUUGAAAUGUAACAUGUGUUUUUAUUAUUGUAAUAAAAACCAAACAAAUCUAAUAAAAUAAUAAAACAUGUGCAAGUAUAUUUAAUUGAUUUUUUAGGGCUAAAGUUCUCAAUCUUUAGUGUUAAUAAUUAGCAUCACCUAUUAGGUUUUGUAUUCAACGCCCAUUGAAUCAACAUGCAGUUCCAAUGUACAAUACAAAGCAGGCCAGUUGGAAUUCAAGUGGGGUGUGGUUUAACAGUAGAUUCUGAAGGAAAUGGGUCCAUAUCCUCUUGUGUCACAAGUAGGGGAAGGGAAGGUGGUGCAUUUGAUCUGAAGCAGAGCCAGCUUCAUUUUUAACGGGUUCACCUUUGCGUAACACAUAUUGAAACUGGACACACAACACCUUUGUAAAGGCCGUUCUAUCACUAUGUGUAUUCUAUUCAAUUGUCUCAAUAAAUCCAGUAAAAUUGUUCAUGACUUUGAGUUACAUACAUGCAGUGUUUUGAGUUAUAGUACAGGUGUGGUUUGUAAUAAAUGACCAUGUUGCAUGGAUACUUAUGCGCAUGUUAUAUCAGUUUUAAAAAGGAUUCUUAAGGAUUAUGUACAGGGCCUGUACGCUACACAGAGAGAAAACAAACCUGUCUGUGCAGUCCUACCGCAACACAGGCAGGGGGUGGAAGGAGGUUCAUACAGGUGCUAAUAAUAAUAAUAAUA
Acipenser ruthenus (sterlet) is the source of this 5846-nucleotide messenger RNA. Its product is annotated as mucin-2-like. The transcript is spliced from 11 exons. NCBI's taxonomy places the organism in Eukaryota, Metazoa, Chordata, Actinopteri, Acipenseriformes, Acipenseridae. Bases 1217 to 4354 code for a protein of 1045 amino acids. The record is from RefSeq and is a predicted model, not a curated record.